AUGUCACCAUAUUCAGAUGAGAGGGUGGAGCUUGCUCAGUGUAAAGCCGUGCUCACCUGUAAUGAAGGUGUGAGGGGCGGAAGACUCAUCGACCUGAAGUCUACGGUGGACUCAGCCGUGAAGAGCUGCCCGACUGUCCGACACGUCUUCGUCUCUCAGAGGACAGAAAACCCUGCUGCGAUGGGACAGCUGGACGUCCCCCUGGAGGAGGUGAUGUCCUCUGCGUCCCCUGUUUGUCCUGCGGAGCCUCUGGACAGUGAAGAUCUUCUGUUUCUUCUCUACACAUCAGGAAGUACGGGGAAACCUAAAGGCAUCGUCCACACACAGGCUGGAUACCUGCUGUACGCCGCGCUCACACACCAGUAUGUGUUUGACUACCGGGAUGGAGACGUGUUCGGCUGUGUGGCGGACGUCGGCUGGAUAACGGGGCACAGCUACGUGGUGUAUGGACCGCUGUGCAAUGGCGCCACCACCGUCCUGUUUGAGAGCACACCUGUUUAUCCAGACCCAGGCAGGUACUGGGAGACUGUCCAGCGCCUGAGAAUCAGUCAGUUCUACGGAGCUCCGACGGCCCUGCGUCUGCUGCUGAAGUACGACGACAGCUGGGUGAAGAAGUACGACCGCUCGUCUCUGCGGACGCUCGGAUCAGUGGGAGAACCCAUCAACCACGAGGCCUGGCACUGGUUCCACAGUGUGGUUGGAGAUGGACGGUGUCCUUUAGUGGACACCUGGUGGCAGACAGGUGAGACACACAGCACUAUG
This is a messenger RNA of Micropterus dolomieu (smallmouth bass), 762 nucleotides long. RefSeq names its product acetyl-coenzyme A synthetase 2-like, mitochondrial. Gene Ontology annotation, cellular component: mitochondrion. The record is from RefSeq and is a predicted model, not a curated record. The transcript is spliced from 6 exons. Gene Ontology annotation, molecular function: acetyl-CoA synthetase activity. The annotation marks the transcript as partial. Lineage: Eukaryota; Metazoa; Chordata; Actinopteri; Centrarchiformes; Centrarchidae. Gene Ontology annotation, biological process: acetyl-CoA biosynthetic process.